Molecule: messenger RNA, 1794 nt
Organism: Loa loa (African eye worm)
Lineage: Eukaryota; Metazoa; Nematoda; Chromadorea; Rhabditida; Onchocercidae
Product: polypeptide N-acetylgalactosaminyltransferase
Exons: 13
Coding region: 1-1794 (597 amino acids)
Cellular component (GO): Golgi apparatus
Source: RefSeq, a predicted model, not a curated record
AUGAUUACUGAUUAUGUGGAAGCGGUAUCCACGGAUACGAAUUCAUAUUUGGGUCGAGGAAUACAAAUAGUUGUUGGUCACUACAAUGGAAAUCUUGCCAGAGACAAACUUUCCAAUUUAACUGCUGGCAAGUUUCUAUUAAAUUUCGAACAACUGAAUGCAAAUAAUUAUGCACCAAUUACUGGUGCUGGAGAAGAUGGACGACCGGUUAAGCUAAGUGAAGCGGAUGAGCGCCUUUCUGAUGACACUUUUGCCAUUAAUCAGUUCAACUUGGUAGUGAGUGAUCGAAUAGCUCUAAAUCGAUCCUUGCCAGACAUUCGUAAGCAUCAGUGCCGGGCCAAAACCUAUUUACCUUCUUCGGAAUUACCUACCACCAGUGUUAUCAUCGUUUAUCACAAUGAAGCCUUCUCGACAUUAAUGCGUACCGUGAUGUCUGUUAUUCUAAGGUCACCACAUGAAAAUUUGAAGGAAAUUAUUUUGGUGGAUGAUUUCAGCACAAGAACAUUUUUGAAAGCUGAAUUGGACAACUUUGUUGCUCAAUUGGGUACGCAUAUCAAAGUGAUCCGGGCGAACGAACGCGUCGGUUUGAUACGAGCCCGUUUGAUUGGCGCUACGGAAGCAAAAGGAGAUGUGUUGACUUUCCUGGAUUCUCACUGCGAAUGUACCAAAGGAUGGAUGGAACCACUAUUGGCACGGAUUAAAGAAAACAGAAAAGCAGUAGUUUGUCCUGUGAUUGAUGUUAUCAACGAGCGAACAUUCGCAUAUCAAAAGGGUAUCGAGCUAUUUCGCGGUGGUUUCAAUUGGAAUCUUCAAUUCCGGUGGUAUGCUCUACCACCGGAAAUGAUAAAAUCACGGAGUAAUGAUCCUACAAAACCGAUCAUUUCUCCAACAAUGGCUGGUGGAUUGUUUAGCAUCGAUCGGAAAUAUUUCGAAGAAAUUGGUACUUAUGAUCACGAAAUGAACAUAUGGGGUGGCGAGAAUAUUGAGAUAUCUCUAAGAGUUUGGCAAUGUGGCGGACGAAUCGAGAUUCUCCCAUGUUCCCAUGUGGGUCAUGUCUUUCGUCGGGCUUCUCCUCAUGAUUUUCCAAGUCACAAAUCAGGAACCAUUCUGAACAGUAAUUUGUUGCGAGUGGCGGAAGUUUGGAUGGAUGAAUGGAAGUUUCACUUCUACAGAACUGCACCUCAAGUUUAUAAAAUGCGUGAAACAGUUGACGUAAGUGACCGUGUGGAACUUCGAAAACGUUUGCACUGUAAAAGUUUCAAGUGGUUUCUGGAUAAUGUGUGGAAAGAUCAUUUUUUGCCGCAACCGGGAAGUGCUUUUGGAAGGGUAAUUCAUUCAAGAUCGCAGAUUGGUGGUCUAAAUGGGUGCCUACACUGGACAGUACCAUUGGGUGAGAGUAUGAGAGUAGCGACGAUGCAUAAUUGUUCUGCACCUGAAAGUUUCGAUCGUACUGAGCUUUGGCUGUUUACCAAGGAAGGGCAAAUGAAAACGGACGAGCAUCUGUGCCUUAGUGCAUAUCAACCAGUACAGGGUCCACGAAACUGGAAAGUGCAAUUGAAGGAAUGUGGCCAGUAUGAAUCAGAAUACUGGGACUAUAAUUUUCACAGGAAAUCAUUCUACCACCGCAAAAGCGGAUUAUGUCUAGAUCAGCCAUUCGAAGAUCCUAAUGAUUAUCAUGCGUUACAUAUUUUGAAACCCACAUUAAAUAGAUGUACACGUGGUGGAUUGAAUCAGGUGAAUUUAUUCCAUUUCGAAAAUUUUCGAAACCGUUCAAAAAUAUUAGUAUUACAUUAA